AUGUCCGGACAGCACGGUCGUUCAGUGUUUGUCAAUUCCUGCAUCAAGAAACCGCUCAGCCCGUCCAGCAAACGGCCGAACCCAUCGUUUCUAGUGCCGCAGUGUAGUUUCGAUCGUGGACUGCAGGAUCCCCGUGCACAGGAAGCCAUGAGUACGAUCACACGCAAAAAAGCAUCGAUCAAGUGCCCGCUGGCACGGAAUGGACAGUACCGGCGCUCCAAAUGUUGUUCCCUGACGCACCAGCUGCGCAAAGAAACGGACAGCUUUCAAACGAUGGUCCAAUUCUAUGACAGCAUUCCGGACUAUAACGAUCUGCUGCAUUUGCCUCGGGAAGAGUUUUACUGUCGGCUGAAUACGUUGAAAAAGAAGCAGAAGGAAUUGAAGUCGAUCUGUUUUGUGGGCGAGGACGAUAGAACCACGUGCCCACUGUCGCCGGAGCCAGGUGCUUGUUCCAGGCGGAAUGAUGUCCGAGGUCUUAACAAGCAUAGCUACCACAGCAACGUGAAUGAAAGUGCGACCAACAGUGGUGAUGGUGCGAAAGCUAGCGAACAGGGGACAGAGGACGGAGAAUCGUUGCAUUCUUGGAGCAAAUCUCCACCGACGGUUGUGGACGCUAAACACGAUGGUACCAAUAAAGCUGCUGAUACGACGCGCAAAGGAUCCGCCAAAUCGGUGCGAAUAGAAAGCACCAAGGAGAACAGUCUGCACGAUGAGCUCGGGCAGAGUAGCAGAAAGUAUCGUUCCGGCACACCGUACGUUUCCGAUCCGGACGAUAGCACUGCGACCACCAAAGUGGCAACACCUUCAUGCGCGACGCCCGCCAAUUCCGACUUUGUCGAACGAUACGAUCGAUACGUGAAGCGUAGCUUGCGCUGCAAAUCGGCCAGUCCGAUACGCAACCUUGCCAACGUCACUGUUCCUCAGCCGUACAAGAUGACGCAGCGGGAAGAGGAACAGCGUACCCUGCAGGAUUUACUGCUUGCAAGCAAGAGUGCAUUUCCCUCCAAGGAGGCGUUGGUCGAGUCUGCGUCCAAGCAGUCGGCACAAUUUCGUGCCAACCCCGUCCCAAUCACAUCGCGCAUACCGCUUUUUGAUACCAUUAUGGCAGACCAGGAGAACCGGAGCCGGCUGGCGAAGCUGAACUCCGAGAUCGAGCUACAAUCGCAGAUAAAACCUUUCCAUUUUUCGGAGCGUCUCAACCGUGGCCACAGCCGCUGUCUAAGCCGAAGUCUAUCGUCCCCGGCAUUACUGAGCACGGGGUACGAGUCGGGAAUGGAUGUGCUGCGGAAAUCGCGCCCCUUCAAGGCAAAACCAUGCCCGAAGAAACUGUUCAGCAGCUACUUUCAAACCAAAGCCUGGGAGGACGAAUACUUCCGACAUCUCAACAAACGAUUGCGGGCAGAGGAAAUGUUGAAGCAAGCGGCACUACCCCCAUCGAUGGCGCGGCGUGAACGGAGCGAACGCAAGAAUAGUCUCUCACGGCACUCGGCAGAAGAUCCCGGCAGGGAGCGGCCAACCUCCAACGGUGGAAAAACAUCGAAACGUAAGCGAAAGUCACGCAAACCGUUGAAGCGGCGGAAAAGUGUGGAGCAAAAGUGUGCCGAAUAUUUCACAUCCGUAAAUGAUCCGGCCAGGCUGCAUUACCCGACCAGCAAUUCCAGUUGCAGCAACAGUACGGAUAACAACCGAGGUUCAGGUGAUACACCGGCACCGAUAUAUCCGGUCAACAGACCGAACCUUGCUGCCACGCUACGCACGGAAUGGUGCCGCAAGAAGCUGCGCGACCUGGAACUCGACGAUACAGUGACGGAGAAAAAGAAGAUCCCAAGGUUCCGAUGGGGUGUUAAGAAAUGUCAAGCUUUUCAAAACCUAAACCUGGACCACACGCAUGAGGAAGAGCUGAAUCUUCGACUUGCUACUAGGCGCGCGGAACAGCGGCUUCGUCAGGAGGAACAUGCAAUCAACAUGGAGCUCAUGAGACAGCGCGUAAAGGCGGCCCCCUUAUUGCUGGAAGGUCCCCCACAGUGGGGCCCUCGGUUAGGGCAUGUGGCCCAUCGGUGCUCCAGCUUAAACCGUGAAUCGGAACACGCCCUCUACCGUAAACCGGACAAAGUGAGCAAAAUGAUUUCGCAGAAACUUGGUUCCACUGGUAAUGCGGGCGCGGCUACCGGCAGCAAAAAAUGUGACUCACCCGUUACAACGUCCACUACCAGUACCGGUAGCAACAAUCGGAUGGCGAACCAGGAACAUCGGCAAAGAACAGCCGAAAAGCGACGGAAUGCCGGUAAUGGUAGUAAGCUCAGCACCUACUCCUUCGAUUCGGCCGGUAAGCUAAGCUACAAGGCGUGCGAUAGUGAGCUGUUGAGCUUAUCGGAUGUCUAA
Molecule: messenger RNA, 2382 nt
Organism: Anopheles marshallii
Lineage: Eukaryota; Metazoa; Arthropoda; Insecta; Diptera; Culicidae
Product: protein FAM161A
Exons: 3
Coding region: 1-2382 (793 amino acids)
Biological process (GO): cilium organization
Cellular component (GO): cilium
Source: RefSeq, a predicted model, not a curated record